CUGGAGCUCAGGGUUGGUCAGGCCUAAGAGGGCCCUAGCCGGACGUGAGCAGGGUCGGACCAAGAUGGCGAUGCAGGUGGUGCAAGCGGUGCAGGCGGUUCAUCUGGAGUCGGAUGCUUUCCUAGUUUGUCUCAACCACGCUCUGAGCACAGAGAAGGAGGAGGUGAUGGGACUGUGCAUAGGGGAGUUGAAUGAUGACACCAGGAGUGACUCCAAAUUUACAUAUACUGGAACUGAAAUGCGCACAGUCGCUGAAAAGGUUGACACCGUCAGAAUUGUUCACAUCCAUUCUGUCAUCAUCUUGCGACGUUCUGAUAAGAGGAAGGACCGAGUGGAAAUUUCGCCAGAGCAGUUAUCUGCGGCCUCAACAGAGGCGGAGAGGUUGGCUGAACUAACAGGUCGUCCCAUGAGAGUGGUGGGCUGGUAUCACUCCCAUCCUCAUAUAACUGUUUGGCCUUCACAUGUUGAUGUUCGCACACAAGCCAUGUACCAGAUGAUGGAUCAAGGCUUUGUAGGACUUAUUUUUUCCUGUUUCAUAGAAGAUAAAAACACAAAGACUGGCCGGGUACUCUACACUUGCUUUCAAUCCAUUCAGGCCCAAAAGAGCUCAGAGUAUGAGAGAAUUGAAAUCCCAAUCCAUAUUGUACCUCAUGUGAGCAUUGGAAAAGUGUGCCUUGAAUCAGCAGUUGAGCUGCCCAAGAUCCUGUGCCAAGAAGAGCAGGAUGCAUAUAGGAGGAUCCACAGUCUUACACAUCUGGACUCAGUAACCAAGAUCCAUAAUGGCUCAGUGUUUACCAAGAACCUGUGCAGUCAGAUGUCAGCAGUCAGCGGACCUCUCCUACAGUGGUUGGAGGACAGACUGGAGCAAAACCAACAUCAUUUGCAGGAGUUGGAACAAGAAAAGGAAGAGCUUAUGCAAGAACUUUCUUCUCUAGAAUAAAGUGGGAGACAAAAUGAAGAAAAAAUGAAAAUAUCCAAGUGUAAAAUUAAUUAAGCUAAAUCAAUUUUGAAGAAAAAGUGGGAAGACUCACAUUACUUGAUUGAAGACUUACUAUAAAACAAGAGUAAUCAGAUGGUAAGGUAUAUGCCCAACUGAUUUUGACAAAGUUAUGAAAGCAAUUCAGUAAAGGAAGGAUAUUCUUUUUAACAAAUGAUGCUGGAGUAAUUGGAAGGCAGCUAUGCUCACCACUAUACCACCAACACAAGUUGAUGCUGGAGUAAUUGGACACCCAAAGGCAAAAAAUGAACUUUGGCAUAAAAUGCAAACCUUAUACAAAAAUCAACAUAACUAUAUCAUGAACUUACAUGUAAAAAAUUUAGAAAUAAAAUCAUGGAAAAAUCUUCAGGAUCUUGGACUAGGCAACAAGUUCUCAGCCUCCACCCUCAAAGCACAAUCCUAAAAGGAGAAAUUGAUAUAUUGGACUUCAUCAAAAUGAAAAACUUUUGCUUCAGAAAAAAUUUAAGAGGAAGAAAUUGAGACUUACUUGCAAAUCAUAUAUCUGAUCAAUCUAGAACACAUAACAGUAAAAACAAACAAUCCAGUUGCAAAAGAUGUGAAUAGGCUAAAUGAAUUUCACUAAAGAGGAUAAAUGGAUAGCAAGUAAGCACAUGGAAAGAUGUUGAACUUAAUUAGUCAUCAGAGAAUGCAAAUUAAAAUCACAAUGAUGUAUUUCUACACAUUUAUCAGAAUGCUUAAAAGAAAAGAUAUUGAAAAUAUCAUGCUGUUGAACAUAUAAACUGGAUUUCUCAUCCUUGGCUGAUAGAAAUGAAAAAUGAAAUUUUAAUAAAGUUAAACAUACAUGUACCAUAUGACCCAGCAGUUGAACUCAUGUACAUUUAUUACAGAGAUAUGAAAAACUAUGUUGGCAAGAAAACUUAUACACAAAUCUUCUUAGUGUCUUUCUUUGUAAUAGCUCAAAACUGGAAGCAACCCAGAUGUCCCCCAAUUGAGUGGUUAAACCAACCAUCCAUACUAUGGAAUACUACUAUUCAAUGUAUAGGAAUAGACUAUUGACACACACAACUUGAAUGGACCUUAAGGGUAUCAUGAUGAAUUAAAAAAGUCUCAAAAGGUCACAUAGGUAUGAUUGAUUUAUAUAACAUUCUUGAAAUGACAAAAUUAUAGAAACAAAGAACAGAUUAAUGGUGACCAGGAAGGGACUGGAGGGGUAUGGGAUAUGUGUGACUAUUAAGGGAUAACACAAUCAGUUCCUUUGUGGUGAUGGAACAAUUCUAUGUCAUGAUUGUGGUGUUGAUUAAAUGAAUUCAAAUAUGUGCUAAAACUACACAUACUCACAAAUGAAUGCAUGUAAAAUCUGAAUAAGUUCUGCAAUCUGAUAAGGAGUAUUGUACCAUUGUAUCAUGUGAAACUGGGUACAGUCUGCAGUCUAAUAAAGAGUAUUAUACCAUUU
Molecule: messenger RNA, 2411 nt
Organism: Myotis myotis
Lineage: Eukaryota; Metazoa; Chordata; Mammalia; Chiroptera; Vespertilionidae
Gene: BRCC3
Product: BRCA1/BRCA2-containing complex subunit 3
Exons: 11
Coding region: 65-940 (291 amino acids)
Biological process (GO): double-strand break repair
Cellular component (GO): BRCA1-A complex; BRISC complex
Molecular function (GO): cysteine-type deubiquitinase activity; metallopeptidase activity; polyubiquitin modification-dependent protein binding
Source: RefSeq, a predicted model, not a curated record